AGCGGCCGACGCGCUGUCUGAGCUCCAGUCCGGUCACGGCGUAAACACCUCCAUUCAGCAUCUUUGAGCAUUUUUACAUCCUGCGGUGAUACCCAUCUCGCUGCACACCCCCCUCACAAUCCGUCCGAUUGUCCACCGACUCCAUUGUGUACCUGUCCAGCAUGUCGUUGAAGGUCCAAACCAGUAAUGUGACAAACAAGACCGACCCCAGGUCAAUCAACUCCCGGGUGUUUAUUGGUAACCUGAACACGGCGGUGGUGAAGAAGUCGGAUGUUGAGAGCAUCUUCUCCAAGUAUGGCCGGGUGCUGGGCUGCUCCGUGCACAAGGGCUAUGCCUUCAUCCAGUACGCCAGCGAGAGGCACGCCCGGGGGGCUGUGAUUGGAGAGAAUGGCAGGGUGUUGGCUGGACAAACGCUGGAUAUCAACAUGGCAGGAGAACCGAGGCCAAACAGACCUAAAGGCCUGAAGAGAUCAGCGGCUUCUCUGUACAGUGGCUACGAGUUUGACUAUGAUUACUACAGAGAAGACUUCUACGACAGGUUGUUCGAGUACCGUGGUAGGGUGUCUCCAGUCCCUCGAGUGGUGCCCGCCAAACGCCCGCGGGUGGCCGUGCCCCUGGUACGGCGGGUCAAAUCUCUGCCCAUCAAACUGCUGACACGCAACGCCUCCGUCAUCACCACCACCAACGGAAACAAACAGAAAUCAGCUAAAGGCACGGAGCUCCAGGCCAUCAAGUCGGAGCUGACGCAGAUUAAAAGCAACAUCGAGGCUCUGCUGGGCCGGCUGGAGCAGAUCACAGAAGAUCCACACAUUACCACCACAGAUCUGAUUAAGGCAGAGGAGUGUGCGAGCGAGGAGGCGUGGCAGGAAGGAGAGGGGUCAAGUUCAGAGCUGGAAGACGAGGAGGAACAGAGACCAAACAGUGAAGUGGAAGAGGAGGAGGAGGAGGGAGAACACAGGCAGGAUGAUACCCACAACCACAUGGAAAACAGUCGUCUUUCAUCAGAGAUGGAUUCCAUUCAUCCAUGAUAGGAGCUGUCGAGGAAGAAAGGAACUGAAGGAGAGAGAGAUGGAGUUGUGGGAGGACAAUAGAGGAUAUCAGCACAGGAAGGCCAUCAAACAGCAGGGACUCACAGACGCAUACAUGCUCACGCAGACUAAACUUUUACAGACAACAAAGUAGAGAUACAGACUUGUCCAAGCCGCAGGAAAAUACUAAAACAGCGGGGUACUGCCAAAACACAUCAUUAACAGAUGAGUUAUAUGUACACACCCACACACACACACACACACACACGCUCAGAACAAAGAAAUCACAGAGCAAUGGAGACUGGCUCAGCUCUGUGUCAAAACCACAGGGGGGUUGUAAAAACAGCAGGCUGUUGUCAAUACACAAUUUAAACUGGUCUCACACAAACGCAUGCUCUAACGUGGAAGAUCUGUGCAGAUGACAACAGGCAUGUUUGGGAAAGCUGGAGAUGAUCAGCUCGUUUGCUUCCUCACGGGGCUUGAAACACGGCUGAAUGGGGAACACAUGGCGACCGAGUUUCACGCUGAUUAAAAAAAUAAACAUCUCAGCUCCAAACCCUGCACAUUUUAAAGAAGUUUAAAUUCCACUUAGGAACAAAUUCCGAAAGGUGACUGACGACACAAGCCGCUGGCGUGAGACGCAACUAAUGUCACGACUUUCUUUUUUAUUGUUUAUGUCUUAGUGGCAGAGAAUUAAAUCGUAUUCGGCCAUAACACAAAGUAGGACGGCCUCUGCGUUGCUACACAGCAGCUCGGGUGCACGUGAAAAAUUGUGAAAUUUGUCUUGGCAGUCAUUUUUAAACAUGUGGUCCACGCCGCUAAAAUCUAAUUUCCCAAAAGUUUGGGGAGCCUAAGUAAAUAAAGAACAUACCCUGCCGUGAGUUAAACCAUUUAGUUAAUUUUAUUGAGAUGAUAACUGUGCGAAUACUUAAAUUCAAACUGGUACAAAAAAAACAUGUAAUGGGGGAAAAAGUUAUUGGAUCUAAGUGUGGUUUUAACUCCCACUCGUGCAGUUGGUGGUAACUCUCAGAGGCUGGAAUUGAAGUGAAAUGGACGUCGUGUUUCUUUGCUCUUGAGGAUAUUUCACCUUCCACAUGAAAGGAAACGCAGAGGUGUCCUCUGUCUCUGACUCUUAUAACCUUUAGAAGAUUUACACCACCCGCUCUUGCAUAAACAGAAGCAAAGGCCUUCGGUUUGUUUUUUUUUUCUGGGGGGGCGGGGGGUUGGGUUACCAUAGCAACCAUGUGGACUAAGGAACGAGAGGAACUAGUCAAAAAAAAAAAGACCAGAUUCAGAUUCUAAUUGGACGUCCCAAAGUCGGACUGGAUGAACAGUCGCUUUUUGAUUUUGAUUUGAUUUUUGAUUUUUUCUUCCUUUAUUAGUCCCACAACAGGGAAAUUCUUUCUUUCUUGAUAGCAGGACUUAUUAUUAAUUAUUGAUCAAAAAAUGCUUGAUCGAGUUUAUAAUAUUAUUUAAAAAAAGCAAAAAAAGUCAUUUUUAUUCAUUUUGAAAGCUUUACCUCAACAGUGAAAAAACAAAACGAUCUGUAAUUAAGCUUUUUUCAAAACAAUCGAAAUUUAGUGUCCAAAUAAUAAAACCACCAUUGAGUGGUGGUUGGAAAAUGCCUGGGAACAUUUCUUUUGGAAUGAUAAUUCGUGUUUUUCAGUUGCAUCCUUUUAUUUUAUUAUUUUCUCUGCUCAUCAUUUGACUAUUGAUACUAUUAUUCCCGCUGUAGACAAAUAAAACUGGGAGUAAUUUGUUCACAUUCACAACUUUCACAACCUCAACAGUAAAAACAAUCUGUGGUUUUGUACAUUUUAACGAAACUAUUAUUUACCUGAUUGUUCGCUUCAGUUUCACAUUGCUCCAUGAUGCCAGCCAUUUAAGAUUUUUCUGUACAAAGAAACUUAAGAAACUUUAUUUUCUUUUUCUAAUAUGUUUUUGGUUGCGUGGUGAUGUUUGAAUUCCAGCUGCUUCGUGUGGUCAGAGGCUUCGAGUGAGCGACCAUGAACAUGUCAGAUACAUGAGUCCAAGUAAAUGUGCUGAGUAAAACUGCUUUAUGUUGCAAGUGUUUUCCUCUGGAAGUUUGUGUUUUGGGUUAAAAAAAAAAUGGACUUUGGCUUUGUUGAUCAUGUGAUGAAAAGACCCCUCCUGUUCAUUUCCACUCCUCAAAAUUUAAAUAUUUCCUUUAUUCUGUCUCAAGUGUUGAACUUUUUUCAAUGUUUUUAUCAGGCACCUUUGAGUCUUAAUUUUUAGAUUUUUCUUGCUUUCUUCCUUCAUUUCCUACCUACUUUCUCUUUUCCUGUUGUGAUGUAGACCGACGCAGAAACACGAGGUUUCCUUAUAUUUUUCAUCUUUUCUCUGCCUGUGUUUUUCUUUGUGAUCCGAUGGGAAGUCGAUGCAUUAACUUAAUUUAUAAACGAUGGAUAAGGCGUUCACAUGAACCCAACUGACCGAACAACAGAGCAUUUUCUUCAGAGCAGGAGAAGAACAUGCUCCCCGACCUCCAACAAGCGCCUUGGAUCACUGUAGGAAUGUGUCACAUCUACAUGUUGUGUAUUGUAUCAUGUUUUAUGAUACGAUCUUGGUGAAUAAUCAUUUCUAACAAACUGUAUGUACUUUUGUCCUGGUAAUGAACACCUAAAAACCUGAACCAGAUCUUAAUGCGUCUGUCUUAACCUUUGGCCUUCGGUGGCUGGAGACGACUCCAUGUUGGACAUCCAUUGACGUUUUUUACAGUCUGGUUUACAGCAUUGUAAACACAUAUGCGUGUACUUUUUAAAAAGAAGGGUUUUCCUUCUUUUUCCUCAAAUUCCAGUCCUCACGAGUCUCAUCUCAGAGUCUACCCACAUGGAAAACCACAACGGGAUGGUAUAGUUUCCUUUAUCUUGUACACGGCCGGACAGUAAAUACAAACAGGGGCCAGGUUCAACUGUCUUGCAUGCAUACCUUACUUUGAUUGAUUCAUUUAUUUAUUUAUUUUCAUUUCAUUCCUGUGGCCCUGCAGUUGACUUCUUUAAGACUCCAGCACAUCCCCGUGACUUAGUGCUGGGCGAUAUGGACCAAAAGUCAUA
Molecule: messenger RNA, 4102 nt
Organism: Cololabis saira (Pacific saury)
Lineage: Eukaryota; Metazoa; Chordata; Actinopteri; Beloniformes; Belonidae
Gene: raly
Product: RALY heterogeneous nuclear ribonucleoprotein
Exons: 9
Coding region: 162-1028 (288 amino acids)
Cellular component (GO): nucleus
Molecular function (GO): RNA binding
Source: RefSeq, a predicted model, not a curated record